AUGGACGAGAUCUCUGCCAAACGUCGGAAAGUGCGGAAAGGAACCCGCAGCUGCUGGGAAUGUCGUCGUCGCAAGAUAAGAUGCCAGUUCACGAAUGAAGACGAUCCCGUUUGUGUUGGGUGCACUCAGCGAGAGACCAAUUGCGUCUCGCAGGAAUAUGUCCCUGCGCCUUCUGCCGCGCCGCAGGACAAGCGUCUUGCACAGCGCCUUGGACGAUUGGAGGAGUUGAUGGAGAAAUUCGUGGAUAAUGGAUCUGAGUCGAGAAAAAGAGCAUCUAUACCGUCGCCUUCCGAUUCCGAGGAGGCACCGACGACACUGGCUCGCUUCACGCAGCAUACUGUUGAUGUGUUUGAGUCCUCAGUCGCAGAUAAUGCUGCGCAAAUGACCCUCAACCAAAGCGAUGCUUCGAGUCCAACCGUAAUAAUACGGCAGACAGUGAGGUAUCCCUCUCGAUCGGCGAAAGCAGCCAACGUAUCUGCUCAGCUUCACGCCCUCUUCCCAUCUCAAAAGAUCCUCUACGCUAUAUCCCAGCAAAGUCCCGGCGCACGCUUCGUCCUCAAUUCAUUCUACUCCCAGCAGGACCAGUUAGACGGAAAACCCGAGCCUUUAUCAGCGCUGGCCCAGAUCCCGCCGAUUACUAGCCAUCCGUCUAUCCUAGCCAAACGCCUUCUCCAACUUGCCGUAUGCCUGCAGCAAAUGCCAACAUUCUUCGACGGUAGUACUCUAGGUCUGAGCAAAUCGCCUCGCGAAACGAUGGAGGAAUGGGUCGCUGUUACAGGAAGGCUCGUUACUUCAGAAGAUGACUUUGUCGGCUGUCUAGAAGGUCUAGAGUCACUCAUUCUGCACAGCUUCUACCAGAGUGAUGCAGGCCAUCUGCGAAAAGCAUGGUUGACAUGUCGCCGGGCUCUUAAUAUGGCUCAAUUGAUGGGCGUUGACCGAAAGAACUCAAAGCCAAUUCGCUCAGCUGAUCCCGCCUUCAACGAGAAACAUCGUCCUUCACCACCAGUGAUCUGGUUCCGUAUCAAUUGCAACGAUCGCUACCUCUCUCUCAUCCUCGGCCUCUCGAUCGGUUCAAAAGACAACUGGUUUGCCGAAGACGAGGCUCUCGUCUCAGACGCACCGAGCGACAAGCUUGGCAAGAUGUACGCCGUGAUAGGCGGCAAGAUUGCCGACCGCAACGAUCUACAAGGAAGCGCUGCAUAUGUUCUAACUCAAUCGAUUGAUCUGGAUCUCGAAAAAACACACUCGCAAAUGGACGAGAUGUGGUGGAAAACUCCUGACAUGGCUAUCUGCUGCGGAUCAUCCGACGCCACGGGAGACGGGAUGGGCGUUAUAAUGCUGCAAGUGAGACACUAUACGCUCGUUCUCAUGCUUCAUCUCCCAUAUCUUCUUCGCGACCGUGGCCAGCGACGAUAUGAGUACAAUCGCUCUUCAUGCAUGCAAGCAAGCCGCGAAAUCCUCAUACGUUUCCUCGAGUACCGCAGUUGCUUCACAAAAGCUGUAUCGGGUCGUCAUGUCGACUACUCAGCCCUUGUGGCAGCCAUGACUCUCCUUCUAGGCUACCUCGGCUGGCGCUGGCCCGGCUACGAGACAGACAAAGAGCAGGAUAGAGACCUAGCAGAAAGAACUAUGGAGAGAAUGCAAGAAAUGGGUUCAUUAAACAACGACACACUCUGUGUUGAGGCUGCUGAAACAAUCCACCAGCUUUUGCCGAUUGUUCAAAGACAGCCAGGCGCAAGCGGCGAAAAUCUGCAUCUGCACGUACCUUUCCUAGGAACGGUUAACAUCCACCCGGGCCCAACACCUCCAGCAUCUACAACCAGCAUGAUGGCGUCCAACAGCACCACACCAAGUGGCAACAGUGUGGGAGACGCCAUGUCACAGUUCCCACUUUCCUUCAACCCCCCCUCGUUCGCACAGGACCAAUGCGAGCUACCCACCACAUGUCCGUUUGAGGGAACCUCGCCUGAUGUGGUGAACUUCAAUUGGCCAUGCUUUACGGCGGAUCCGGAAGAUUGGGCGUUACAAGGCGUUGACACGACGUACUGGAACAUGCUUAACAGUAAUAUUGUAGGGUGA
Molecule: messenger RNA, 2079 nt
Organism: Fusarium pseudograminearum CS3096
Lineage: Eukaryota; Fungi; Ascomycota; Sordariomycetes; Hypocreales; Nectriaceae
Exons: 2
Coding region: 1-2079 (692 amino acids)
Biological process (GO): regulation of DNA-templated transcription; DNA-templated transcription
Molecular function (GO): zinc ion binding; DNA binding; DNA-binding transcription factor activity, RNA polymerase II-specific
Source: RefSeq, a predicted model, not a curated record